AUGUCGGAGACUUCGUGUAAUGUAAACCCUCUACAGAGAUUUGCAAAUUUAACGAACAACGAUAAUAAUGCGCGGAUAGGUCAAUAUGGUAAUGGAGAUUUGAUUACAGGUAGUAGUGAUGCUAUUAAUGCUAGAAAUGAGUCUACUGAAAGGUCCUUCUUUAAUGGAGGAUCUGUUAUGAACACUAACGUAGCCCCUUCGUAUAUACCAUUGGAUCAAGGUACAUCCAUGACUAAUAAUAAUAAUAUACAUAAUUUUUCACAUAUGCAUACCAGUAAUAAUGAUAAUGUAGAGUUAGCCUUACCAGAUCUAUCGAAAGUACAAAUUCAUGAUCCCUUAGAAUUUAGUGAUGAAUAUAAGAAGUUUUAUGGUAGUUACCAAGCUAAUAAUGAACAAUCUAAUAAUAGACCCUCGAUACAACGGUUUCCUCAGUUCGGUAUGGACAGACCAUUUUUACAAACAUCUGCUUCCGAACCGAUGAUACGGCAGUUUCGAGAUAUACAUAAUACUGCAGGUAUUAAUGGUAAUUGUGCAUCUGGAAUGCAUUUCCAACAACCCGAUAAUGCACAGAUUCAUAUGAUAGACCACGAAUUGGAUAUAUUUGAACAAGAAUUGUCUAGUGAACCUUCUGUGGUGGUCCGUACUCAGUCCCAACCUCAGAGUGCGUUUGAUGGGGAACAGAUCCAUUUCAAAGAAGUGGCAGCAAGUAUAGUUCAAGUAGUAACCCCAGAUACGACACGUUCCUCUUCACCAGUCAGUAAUAAGUUGAACGGAUCGAAAUUCAUGCAACUAAUGAAGAAGGUAAGUGCUGGUUCGGUAACCUUACGUAGAGAUUCUCCGGAGUUAUUCACUCCCGAGACUGACGAAGUAGUAGGAAACGAAUAUUUCCCAGUUCAUGACCAUCCCCAGAAAUAA
Molecule: messenger RNA, 915 nt
Organism: Maudiozyma barnettii
Lineage: Eukaryota; Fungi; Ascomycota; Saccharomycetes; Saccharomycetales; Saccharomycetaceae
Gene: PEX21
Product: Pex21p
Exons: 1
Coding region: 1-915 (304 amino acids)
Source: RefSeq, a predicted model, not a curated record